Pseudopipra pipra is the source of this 6078-nucleotide messenger RNA. It is a transcript of the gene KDF1, whose product is annotated as keratinocyte differentiation factor 1. Lineage: Eukaryota; Metazoa; Chordata; Aves; Passeriformes; Pipridae. Gene Ontology annotation, biological process: regulation of epidermal cell division; keratinocyte development. The transcript has 5 exons. The coding region runs from base 2726 to 3976 and encodes 416 amino acids. Gene Ontology annotation, cellular component: cell junction. The record is from RefSeq and is a predicted model, not a curated record.
ACCGGAGCGGCGUCAGCGGCCGCUGCGUCACUGCUCCAGCCCCCGCUGCCGGCUCGUCCCCGGCAGACUCCGCACCCCCACCGCCCGGGGUCGGGGACACGGCCACGGCACUUCCUCAAGCCCUGCAGGCUGCAUUCCAGGCUGUGGGAAAGCUGAAGUCUUCGUGUAUCUGAUACAAAUGCUGCUCUAAAACGGGGUGUGGGAUUUGAGGGGGGCUGCUCCAUCGUGGGGUUAAAGCUCUACCCUUGCUCCCCAUGCCUAAAAAUCUGUGGGGACAGGCAGGAAUUUAACAGAACAUCCUCCUCUCUCGUUUUUUCUCUGCUUCCUUGGAACUUGGAUCCCCAAGGGUAUCUCCUGAAGGGAAAAAGGGCUGGGAUCUGCCGUGCUCUGAGCUCCCCCCAUUCCCCAAAAGUGCAACCUCUGAAUUGCAGAGGUUGGAGUGAUCUCAGGAGGUGCCUGUUUUGUCGUCACCUGCUCAGAAAAUAAUUGCUUUUCUUGGAUCACCUCCCACGCCUGCGCUGCUUGUCACCUUCCCAGCUCCAGGCCCUGCUCCGGGGUGAGAAAAGGACAUGGAAACAGGGAGCAGGGGGGAAAGGGGGGCUGGGUUUGUUGGGCAGUGAGGCUGAAGGUGACCAUGUCCCCAGGCUGUCCCAGCACGUCCCAGUGGUGAGCAGACAGCAGCUGGAAAAGGUAAACAGUAGGAAAAUAAAAGAACUGCCCCUGCCCUGAAGUAAGUUAGUGACUGAGUCCCCAGAACCCUCUGGCACUGCAGGAUCUCUGCCCGGGCUGACGAGCUAUUAAUGAUUUAGCAGAGGAGGCUGCAAUUAGCAGCGCUCAGAAUAAACCUCGGUGAUGCAAAAGCCCGGUGGGAGCUUUGUUCUCCCUCCCCUGGCAGCGCCCCUCUGCCAAGGCACCAACCACCGGGAUGGGACACCAGGAUGGGACCCCACCCUGCAUCCCACCGCCAGCCCAGUCCCAGUAUUCCCACAGGGAUGCAGGCAGCGGGAGGACACAGCCACGGGAUGUGCACUGGCCUCGUCUCCAGCCUCUUUAAAGCCCCGCACUGGGAUGUGCUCCAGAAAAACAAAGCCUUGUUACAGGCAGCAAAUAAUUAAUGUUGCUGCCAUAUCUCCCAGCCUCUCUGCAAGUUUGUCCCCAGGUGUCCCAGUUACCAGGACAGGGGGGCCCAGGCGCUGGUCUCUCAUCUUGACACAGUUUAAGGGAAGGAAUCCUGCAUCAGGAUUUCAGGUUUAAACCCCAGGACUCCUGGGUUGACCCAGUUCCCUGUCCCACCACCCUGGACCCAGCAUCAGCAGUUUGGGACAGGGGUGGGACACUGUGAUGGGACACAGGGAAAAAUUCGGGAGCUGAGUGGUUGUUGGUUCAGGGGGUCACACUGUGCUGCUCAGCUCAUCCUGGAAGUGCCAGGCUGCAUGGGACAGUGACAGGAGAGGUUUCAUGGCUGGGAUCUGUGCUCAAGGCAGCUGGCAGAGGAGAGGACACAUUUCCAAGCAGUGCUGUGAGUUAUCCACAAAUGAAAUCCCAGACGGGGAAACGACAUCGGCUGGGCUUCAGUGCCAGAGGUUUGAAUAAAUAAACACUGUCUUUGUGCCCUUUAGAGAAGGAAGGAGACUCUUGGCAUCAUCCUUUAAACUGAUUUCUCUCUUCUCUUUCCUCCUGGAAACUGGCAGCAGCCUCAGUGCACAGCUGUUGCCCUGCUGCCACCUUCCCAAUGGGUUUCCAUCCUUUUUUCCAAACCUUCAGGAAAGGAUCCAAACCCCCAACUCUUUGGGAUAGGGAUCCUUCAGGACAGGCGUCCUUGGGGAUGAGGAUACAUUGGGAUAGGGAUCCUUCAGGACAGAGAUCCUUUGGGAUAAGGAUCCUUCAGGGCAAGGAUCCUCAGAGAUGCAGAGACAUUGGGAUAGGAAUCCCUUGGAGCAGGGAUUCUUGGGGAUGAGGAUACAUUGGGAUAGGGACACUUCAGGACAGGGAGCCUUGGGAAUUAGGAUCCAUUGGAUUAGGGAUCCUUUACGACAGGGAUCCUUGGGGUUGAGGAUACAUUGGAAUGGAGAUCCUUCAGGGCAGGGAUCCUUGGAGAUUAGGAUACAUUGAGGCAGGGAUCUUUCGAGACAGGGAUCCUUGAGGAUGAGGAUACACUGGGUUAGGGAUCCUUCAAGACAGGGAUCCUCGGGGAUGGAGACCUUAAGGGUGGGGACGGGGACCCUUGGGGGAGCCGAUCCCCGGGGAGCCAGCGCUACUUCGGGAUCCCGCUGGGGACGAGGCUGCUCGGCUGCUUUGACGCAGACUCCCGGGGGGCCGGGGGGAGGGAUGUUCCCCGGGGGAGCGGCAUUCCCGGCGGGACGGAGCGGCAUUCCCGGCGGGACGGAGCGGCAUUCCCGGCGGGAUGGAGCCGCUUCGCCCGGCGCGCUCUGCUGUCCCUCGGCGCGGCCCGUCCGCGUCACGUGUCUCACCUGGCGCAGGUGAGGCGGGGCCGGACGGCGCUCCCGGCUCGCAGAACUUCACAAAGAAAUCCUGUCCUGUGAACAAUGAAGACCUUAGACCCAGGCUAACUCUUAGAGGUGCAAACCCUUUUUGAAUCCUUCCUUGCUGCUCUGGAGCAGAUGCUGAGGCUCUUUGGAGGGACCUUCUCCAGUCUCACACGGCGCCUGCGUGACGGCAGAGGAAGCAACGAGAGAGUCACGACCCUGUGCCCGAGUGCUGAGCCAUGCUGGGCCGGAAAACACGACUCCCCCAGGACCUGAACAGCCACCGCCAGCUGAACCAGUCCUGCCAGGAGGCCGUGCCCCUGCGGACCCGGGCGGCCAAGGGCACAGAUGUCAGCUUGGAGGUGUUCAGUGGCUCCACGCCGGAGAUCAAGCCCAGCCGCAGCCGAGCCCAGCAGAUGCGGGACAGGAAAGGGCGCAAAGCUGAGCUCAAAGACUCCAACGGCAGAGAGGCAGAGACAAUUACCUUUAUCUCUGGCACAGCAGAGGCUCCCCCGAACCAGAGCUUUUGCUGUUCCUCUCUGUCUCAGGCCUGGAACACGUACAAGGCUGUUUUCUGUUGUAUAGUGACCUGUGGGGGCUGCUUCCAGGACUGCAGUGUCUGUGUCCCCUACCCCGGGCCCACCGAGACCUCCACUGACGAUGGAAAGAACGGAGACUAUAACGGGCGGCUGCCAAACAGCCCCACCAACGUCUCUCCCGCUGAGAAGAACGGGAACCAGAUAAAAAAGUCCAGCGUGGGCAGCAGUUUCAGUUACCCGGAUGUGAAGCUGAAGGGCAUUCCUGUCUACCAAAACAGGAGCCCCAGCCACCAGCUGGAAUCGGAUUCCUGCUGCAAGGAGCUGCUGGAGAAGCCCUUCAGGAACAGCAUAGAAAAGCCGCCGCUCCCCAGCAGCCACCGGAGCUCGGAGGAGUAUUAUUCCUUCCACGAGUCUGAUGUGGACAUCAGUGAGCUGAACGGCUCCAUGUCCAGCAGGCAGAUCGAUGUCCUGAUCUUCAAGAAGCUGACGGAGCUCUUCAGCGUCCACCAGAUCGACGAGCUGGCCAAGUGCACCUCGGACACCGUCUUCCUGGAGAAGACCAACAAGAUCUCGGACCUCAUCAACAGCAUAACUCAGGACUACAACCUGGACGAGCAGGAUGCCGAGUGCAGGCUGGUCCGAGGCAUCAUCCGCAUCAGCACCCGCAAAAGCAGGGUCCGGCCCCACAUUUCCAUCCCAGCCAGCCAGAGCCACGAGGAGAAGUCCAGCCGGGGCAACGCGCCCGACAGCGGCAACGAGACGAUGCUGGAGUCCAUGGUCAUGAGCCAGGAUGAUUUGGCCGUGCAAAUAUCGGAAGAAACGCCGGCAGAUGUGAUGGCCCGGAAUAUGAGGCGGCACAGCAGCGCAGGCUCUCCAACAAGCAGAGAUUCCUCUUUCCAAGACACAGAGACUGACUCGUCUGGGGCACCUCUGCUUCAGGUGUAUUGUUAAAGGACCCAGGCAGCAGGCAGGCAUUCCAGGGCUUUGCUGCAGUCACAUUCCUCCUCUUUCCAUAUGGAAUGUGCUAGGCCACUUUUUUUCCCCCUCCCUCAGUCUACCCUGAUCCUUUAUUGAAGCCAAAUUCCUCCUGCUGCCUGAAUUUCACCGGAUAUUUUGGGGUUUUUUUGGACAAUGUAGAACAUCAAGGAGGAGAACUGUGGAGCUAAUGAACUUGGGAGGCGGAGUGUGUGCCCAGGGAGGAGAAGAUGGACAAGGAAGUAUCAGAUGACUCGUGCCUCCGUGAUUUCUGUAAAUCAUGUUGAGCUCCAACAGCCUCAGUGGCCCAGCCCUUUCCCUGCUUUGGGGAUCUGUUGUACAGUUCUUGCUUCCUGGCACUGCCUGAGUUAACUUGGGUAGGGAAUAACUGAGUGGUGUCUCUGUGUUGGUGCUGAUACUGAGGCUCUAGAGACCCAAAUCCCUCUCUAGGGACCCAGAUCUCUGUUUAAAGUGGCUGGGUUGGUCCCCAAAAAACCUGUGUGCUCCACCCACAGUGUUUGCAGUAGCCAGAUCUGCCUUCUCCCUGCUGACCCUUGGUGUCAUCUCCUGCUGCCUUGUGAGCAGAAGGUUCAGGUAAAGGGGUUAAUUUAAUUUUUGGCCUCUUGGUGUGUCUCCUGAGACACGGGAGGUGGGAUGGCUGCUCAGCUGCUUCCUUCACUCCCCCUGAGCAGACCAUGGGCAUCAGCUCUGCCAGCCUGAUGUGAACUAAAGCUGUGAGGUGUUCCCAGGUGCACACAUUGACCUGUGACUUCCCUGCCAGUCACAGCUCUUCCUCACUCCUCUACCAAGCCCUCCAUGUUUUCCCAUCACACUGGGCAAGCCUGAAAACAGGGCUGUGGCAGGUGAGGGAAAUAGUUUGUCUCUAACUUCUUGUGUUUGCUAGAAAAUGCCUUAAAAGUGGCUUGCUUUGAAAGGAAAGGCUCCUGAGAGAGUCUGCAGAGGGUUUGUGAGGCACUGCUGGUCCUUUCCUUCCCCUCAGCACCUUCUCCUUCCCUUUGCUCCUCUCCACCAGGCAGUGGGAAGCAGGAGAUGGGGCAUUGCUACCCCCAGGGCACAGUGCCAGGUGACCUUGAGGGCUGCAGCACUGCAGCAGGAGGAAGCUGGAUCUGUGGUGUUGCCACUUGGUUGUUUAUCAGAAAGUAAACACGUGCAGCCACGGGACUUGUUUAUACUUUUGGGUGUCCUUGGACAUGAAUAGAAAACACUUGGUUGAAUUUGCCAGCCAUAGAAUGAACGCACCCACUGGUUCUGGGGGAGAGGGAACCCAAAAUAGGCCCUGUGCUUUGGUGUGGCCCAUGUUUUUGUGCCUUUGUUUGACUGGAAUGCGCUUUAAUUGGACCGAAAGGUGCCUUAAUUGAACUGAAAUGUGCCUUAGUUGAAUCGAAAUGUGCCUUUAUUUCACAGCCUGUGAUUACUCUUUGGAAGGUUGGGUAGAGGGGAAGGAUUUAAUUCCUCUCUUGAGCAGCCAGGCUUAUUUAAGAGGGGAGAGACUGAGCCUCAGAUUUGGCUUCCCCUCCCUGCUUUGUGUUUAAAGCUGUUGGUUUGUGAAAAGCCCAGUUUAUACAAGAAGACUUGAAGCAAGGCCAGGCUGGGACUCCCAGAAGAGCCGUGUGUGGUCACCUCCUUCCGUACGGAUGGACCCGCCUGGUUUCUGCUUCCCAGUGGAUUAUUGGGACGUUAUUAUUUGGACAAGUUUACUCAAACCUGUGCACUGGGGCUCAGCACAGGUCAUGCUGACACACAGCAGCUCUGUGGGCUGUGCUUUGGAGACGAGGGGUGAGCUGGACUUGCAACGAGCUGCGACCGCUGGAGCAGGUGAAAUAGUCUGUGUGUGAAGAGUGAAUGUGUGGGGAUUAUGCUUACAAAAAAACCAAAAAAACAACCCCCCUCCUUCCCCAAACCCCCCCCCCCCAAAAAAAACUGACUAAGAGGAAGAUUUUCAACUCGAUGGUUCCUGAAGCUGGUUCACCUGUGGUGUCUUAUGGGAUUCUUUUGCACUCCUUGGCCUUAAAUGUUCUGAUUUGGUCUUUUUUAUAAAGUAAAAGACGUGCUCUUUA